AUGGCGUCCGAUCAUGAGCGCCUCCGCGCCCUCAAGGCCUUCGACGACACCAAGGCCGGCGUCAAAGGCCUCGUCGACGCAGGCGUCACCGCCGUACCCUCCAUCUUCCACCAUCCGCCCGAAUCCCUUCUUCUUGAUGCAUGUCCACCUCAUCACCUUGAUCACGAGCAGCACUUCCCGGUCAUCGACCUCGCGGCCGGCGACCGAGCCGGGCUGGUGGCCCAGGUGAAGGCGGCCGCGGAAACCGUGGGCUUCUUCCAGGUGGUGAACCACGGCGUGCCGGAGACGGCCAUGUCGGACAUGCUCGCGUGCGUGCGCCGCUUCCACGAGUCGCCGGCGGAGGCCAAGGCGCCGUACUACAGCAGAGACCCCGGGCGGCGCGUGCGGUACCAGAGCAACUUCGACCUCUUCCAGUCGCCCGCGGCCAGCUGGCGCGACACCCUCUUCAUGGAGACUGCGCCGGUGCCGGAGGAGAUCCCGCCAGAGUGCAGAGCCAUAGCGCCCGAGUACGUGAGGCUGGUGCGGGAGCUCGGGCGCGCUCUCCUCGAGCUGCUGUCGGAGGGGCUGGGCCUGGACCCGAGGUUCCUCGAACAGGAGUGCCUGGACGGGGACGGGCUUACCGUGGCGGGGCACUACUACCCGGCGUGCCCGGAGCCGCGGCUCACCAUGGGCACCACCCGCCACUCCGACCCCAGCUUCCUCACCGUGCUCCUCCAGGACGCCGUCGGCGGCCUCCAGGUCCUCGUCGACCGCCUUGACGAAGACGGCAAGAAGCAGACUGCGGCGUGGGUGGAUGUGCCGGCGGUGCCUGGGGCGCUAGUGGUGAACAUCGGCGACUACAUGCAGCUGGUAUCCAACGACAGGUUCUGGAGCGUCGAGCACCGCGUGGUGGCCAGCGGCGCGGGGCCCAGGGUCUCCGUCGCCUGCUUCUUGCGGACAGACACGUCCACAAAGGUGCUCACACCAAUCGUCACCGGCGACCAUGGCGAGGCGCGGUACAAGAGCACCACGGUGGCGGAGCUCGUGAAGCACUACAGGGCCAAGGGUCUCGACGGCACAUCUUCACUCCAACACCUCAGGGUCUGAAUGAAUCUAAUGUGUGGUAUCUUUUACCUCUUGUGUUUGAAGGUACAGAUAAUCAAUCGGUGAAUGAACAAUGAUGUUGCCUAGAUCAACAAUCAAGAACCACAUCUCAGUGCACCUGCUCGCCAACUGUGAUUUUUCGAUGUGGGUCUGGCAAAAGGUUCUAAGAAGAAUGGGAAGGCCACUGAUAUCUCCGUUACAUAGUGCCAUUUCUCUAUAUAAUUGGUGGGAAGUGCAAGCAGACGGACUAAAUAAUCAAGGUUCCAGAGCCUGGAACUCAUGUGUCACGAUUGUUUGGUGGAUGCUCUGGAAAGAGAGGAACGAUCGCGUUUUCAACAACAAGAGGGCCACCCCUAAAUCUGUCUACAUGAAGAUCAUUGAUUUAGCGCAAGACUGGUUGUUUGCAGGGCGCACAUUACUAAGGAGAUUGGCUCACAGACCACGAGAACUUGACUGAAUUGGCAAGAGCUUUUUGGUGUCUCGCUGAAGUAAAACUUCAGUUUGCUCGGAGUUCUAGCACUCGGUGUAUAGCUUUGUUUUGGUUUCAGUUCUGCUGAAACUUUCUCUUCCUUUCCUUUUGUUUUGGUGUCUUUUCUGAUUUUCUGUUUCUUGUAAGUUCAGAGUUGUUCACUCUGCGUGUUUUUUCCUCCUAUUAUCAAUGAAAGCAGUGCUUACUGCCUUUCGUCAAAA
Messenger RNA from Lolium rigidum, 1773 nucleotides. RefSeq names its product 1-aminocyclopropane-1-carboxylate oxidase homolog 1-like. The record is from RefSeq and is a predicted model, not a curated record. Lineage: Eukaryota; Viridiplantae; Streptophyta; Magnoliopsida; Poales; Poaceae. The transcript has a single exon. Bases 1 to 1086 code for a protein of 361 amino acids.